Molecule: messenger RNA, 1757 nt
Organism: Ilex paraguariensis (yerba mate)
Lineage: Eukaryota; Viridiplantae; Streptophyta; Magnoliopsida; Aquifoliales; Aquifoliaceae
Source: the annotation of a GenBank genome assembly
GCAAUCUUACAUUACAUUCUUCACAAUUGGCAUGGCAUCCUAUAUAAUUUUUUUUUUCCAAUUGAUUUCCUAUAUAAGCUUACAUUUUGCUCCGCAGAAGUGUAUCUCUGGAAGAAAAUCUACAUUGUGAAGUGAUUACAUAACAGAAUAAGUGCAUCCAUGACUGAAGGAUUAAAGAUUCAUGACAAUAAAAAGAGUGAUAGAAGUGAAGAAGAAGAAGAAGCCGAAAACACAUCAUCAAUGUCUUUGCAGAAACUUUCAUCCUUCGAUUUGAACGAAGAAGCCAACACCGAAGUCGAUGAUCAUGGCGAUACUGAGGUUGCUGAUCACCUCAGUAUUGAGGAUGGGGAGAAAACAGUAGAAGGGAAUUCUGAAAAUGAUAGUAAUAGUGGGGGAGGAAAGGAAAAGAAGACUAAAGUUCGACAAUAUGCUUGUUCGAGAAUGCCUCGGUUACGUUGGACUCCUGAACUCCAUUUCUCCUUUGUCCAUGCCAUUGAAAGACUUGGUGGGCAUGAGAAAGCGACACCCAAAUUACUGCUACAGUUAAUGAAUGUAAAAGGACUUGGCAUUGCGCACGUAAAGAGUCACUUGCAGAUGUAUAGAAGUAAGAAACUUGAUGAUUCUGGGCAAGUUUUAUGCCAAAGAAGUAGAGUGAUGCAAGGAAGAAAUUACUUUCCAGGCAUUUUGAGUCAAAGGACUAGUCCUCUUCAGAACUUGAGAAUGGAAAGUGGUGGGAUUGUUCUGGCAAGGAAUUCUUUAGAAGGCCAUCAUGCUCAGAUUCUUCCACAACAUCCUUUCUCCACUGCUUUUGAUCUCAAAGCUGUUUCUUCAAGACAGCAAGAAUUGUUGUCAGACAUGAGAAGACCAAGUUCUCUCAUAAGCAAAGACACAAGUCAAAACAACAACCUGAUCAACACAAUGAUGUUUCAAAAUCAAGACAAUCCAUCUCCUUUGAAGAACAUUCAUGUCAUGGAUAUAAGCACCAAAAAUGGACCCUUGAGACCAAGCCAGUUUCUUGAAGAGAAGUGGCCUCCAAGUGAAAUCAUUGAAAAUCAAUGGAAAGCGAAAAGGAUUCAGUCCCUCAUUCAUCAAAACAGUACAACAUCAAGGUCUACUGGGGCAGCCUUCUUCAUGCAGCAAGCUGAGUGGAAAUGGAGAAGCAGCACAAGGAUUAGACAAUUUCACUCCCACAUGCCUAAUCCUAAGAUCAAGUCCCACAUACUUGAGCCUCAGUUUGAGGCCCCGUUUCGACUUGAGGAGAAAAACCGGAAGCAUAAGGAAUGGUUGCCUGAUUUACAGCUAGGAUUGAGCAGAAACUCAGGGAACCAUGAGGAGAAGACUCCUAGAAAGAGCCUUCCAGAAAUCAACACCAUGCUUUCUCUCUCUUUGUCCCCAAGUUCUUCAAGGCAAACAAGAAGAACCAAGCAAUGAACCCUCAAAAAUUCCCAAGCAGAAACUUGGACUACUGUCAUAUAUAUAGAUAGAGCACUGGGCUUCAUGGAGGCUGAGUACUUGAGAUCUGACCAUGCAUGUUAAGAAACAUAGGAGUGAGAUCUUCCAAGUACUUGUCCUGAAAGCCACUAUAGUCAUGGUUUUGUAUUUGGUUUUGCAACAAAAUAAAUUCUUUUGGGUGAAUUGCUAUAGAAUAAGUUAUAUAUUAGAUCACCAUAAGAAACUUGGAAAAAGGGUAUAAUGUUUUUUUGAGUGUCUUAUUUUUUUGAAAAAUGUUAUGUUUGUCCGUGUCAGAUCGUAUUCGU